GUCACUCCUGCAGCCAGUUCGAGCCAUCAAUGAUUCAUCCACACCUGCAGCUCUGAGCCACACAACAAGCCUGGAGCCACACAACAAGCCGGGCGUUUUCCAGUUUUGCCGCCAACCUGAAGACAUAUGGUGGCAUAAGGACAGAAACCAUUCUGUUUAUUACUAUGUUUUGGACCUUCCAUGUAUAUGGGAUUUUGAACUCAUCUUUAUCAUUCAUACAAGGGAACCAGUGAUAAAAUCCUUGGAAUUACAAUGAGUCAUAUCAGAAGCAUUUCUUUAUUUCGUAGCAUUUCUAUAUUUUGUAGUAUUUCUCUAUUUUGUAGUAUGUCAGUGCAUGGCUGGGCUUCAAAGCUGCCAGAAGAAAGGGAAUCAACUACCAACUGCUCCAACAUGUCUCUAAGAAGGGUUCCUGCAGACCUGACCCCAACCACAACCACACUGGAUUUAUCCUACAACCUCCUUUUUCAACUUCAGAGUUCAGAUUUUCAUUCUGUCUCUAAACUGAAAGUUUUGAUUUUAUGCCAUAACAGAAUCCAAGAGCUGGAUAUCAAGACCUUCAAAUUUAACAAAGAGUUAAAAUAUUUGGAUUUGUCUAACAACAGACUGAAGACUCUAACUUGGUAUUCACUGGCAGGUCUCAGACAUUUAGAUCUUUCUUUCAAUGACUUUGACACCAUGCCUAUCUGUGAGGAGACAGGCAACAUGUCACACCUGGAAACCCUAGGUUUGAGUGGGGCAAAAAUACAAAAAUCAGAUUUCCAGAAAAUUGCUUAUUUGCAUCUAAAUACCAUCUUCUUAGGAUUGAGAACUAUUUCUCAUUAUGAAGAAGGUAGCCUGCCCAUCUUAAAUGCAACAAAACUUCACAUUGUUUUACCAACAAACACAAAUUUCUGGGUUCUUUUGCGUGAUGGAAUCAAGACUUCAAAAAUAUUAGAGAUGACAAAUAUAGAUGGCAAAAGCCAAUUUGCAAAUUAUGAAACUCAACAAAAUUUCACUUUAGAGAAUUCCAAGACAUCUAUGUUGUUACUUAAUAAAGUUGAUUUACUCUGGGAUGACCUUUUCCUCAUCUUCCAAUUUGUUUGGCAUACUUCAGUAGAAUGCUUCCAAAUUCAACAUGUGACUUUUGGAGGUAAAGUUUAUCUCGAUCAGAAUUCAUUUGAUUACUCAAAUACUGUAAUGAGAACUAUAAAAUUGGAGCAUGUACAUUUUAGAAUUUUUUAUAUCCCACAGGAGAUUGUCUACUUGCUUUUUACUAAAAUGGAUAUAGAAAACCUAACAAUAUCAGAUGCACAAAUGCCACACAUGCGUUUCCCUAUUUACCCUACAAGAUUCCAGUAUUUAAAUUUUGCUAAUAAUAUCUUAACAGAUGACUUGUUUAAAAAACCUAUCCAAUUGCCUCAUUUAAAAACGUUCAUUUUGAAGGACAAUAAGUUGGAGACACUUUCUUUAGUGAGUUCCUUUGCUAACAACACGUCCUUGAAGCACUUAGAUCUGAGCCAAAAUCUGUUACAGCAUGAAAAUGAUGAAAAUUGCUUUUGGCCAGAAACCUUGAUUGCCAUGAACCUAUCAUCCAAUAAAUUGGCUGAUUCUGUUUUCAGGUGCUUGCCCAGAAAUAUUCAAAUGCUUGAUCUAAAUAAUAACAAAAUCCAAAAUGUCCCUAAAGGCAUUAUUCAUCUGAAGUCUUUGCAAGAACUAAAUCUUGCACAUAAUUUUCUAACUGAUCUUCCUGAGUGCAGUCAUUUCAGAAGGCUUUCAAUUCUAAAUAUUGAAAUGAACUUAAUUCUCAGCCCAACUCUGGAUUUUUUUCAAAGCUGCCAGGAAAUUAGGACUCUAAAUGUAGGAAGAAAUCCAUUUCGGUGUACUUGUGAAUUAAGAGACUUCAUUCAGCUUGAAAAAAAUUCAGAGGGCAUGAUGAUUGGAUGGUCAGAGUCAUAUAUCUGUGAAUACCCUUUGAAUCUAAAGGGGACUCGGUUAAAGGAUGUUUACCUUCCUGAAUUAUCCUGCAACACAGCUCUGUUGAUUAUCACUAUUGUGAUUAUCAUGCUAGUUCUGGCCAUGGCUGUGGCCUUCUGCUGCCUGCACUUUGAUCUGCCCUGGUAUCUCAGAAUGCUAGUUCAAUGGACGCAGACAUGGCACCGGGUUAGGAAGAUAACCCAAGAACAACUCAAGAGAAAUGUCCAAUUUCAUGUGUUUAUUUCAUACAGUGAACAUGAUUCUGCCUGGGUGAAGCACGAAUUGAUCCCUAAUCUAGAGAAAGAAGAUGGUUCCGUCUUAAUUUGCCUUCAUGAGGGAAACUUUGACCUUGGCGAGACUGUUACUGAAAAUAUCCUAAACUGCAUUGAAAAAAGCUACAAGUCCAUCUUCGUAUUGUCUCCCAACUUUGUCCAGAGUGAGUGGUGCCAUUAUGAACUCUACUUUACCCAUCACAAUCUCUUUCAUGAAACUUCUGAUUACAUAAUUCUUAUCUUACUCGAACCCAUUCCCCUCUACUGCAUUCCUACUAGGUAUCCAAAGCUAAAAGCUCUCAUGGAAAAGAAAGCAUACCUGGAAUGGCCCAAGGACAGGCGUAAAUGUGGACUUUUUUGGGCACAUCUCCGAGCUACUCUUAAUGUUAAUUUAUCAGAUACCAGAGAGACGUGCGAACUACAGACAUUCGCAGAGGUGAAUGAAGAGUCUCAAGUUUCUACAAUCUCUCUGAUAAAAACAGACUGCCUAUAAAAUCCCACCCUCUCCUAGGAAAAUUGGUGCCUGCUUAUACCGUUGGGAUAUAAGUUGAUGCAAUCUGGCAAUAUUGCAAUGAUGGCAAUUUGGCAAUAUCUAUUAAAAUUAAAAAUGAUUAUUUCUUCAUAUUGGUUCAUUGAAGGAUUUCUAAGAAUGUAUUCUACAGAAAACACAAGUUUGCAAGGGUUUAUGUAAUAAGGUGUUGGUCCCAGCAUGGCUCAUAAUCAUGAAAAACUUAAUGCAGCUCAAAUGUCCACAAAAUAAGGACUGGUUCAAUAAAUUACAUUAAUGCAAUAGAAUAUUACGUGGCCAUUAAAAAGAAUGAGAUAGCUCUAUAUUUACUGGUUUGGAGAAAAUUAUAUUAAUAUAUUGGUUUAUUUAUUGAAAUAAAAGUUUAAAGGAAUCUAUAUCAGUACAUUGGUGUAGUAACAGUGGUUUGGGUCUGGGAAGUUGGAUGGGAUGUUGGACUACAGAGAACAUUUGGUUUCUAUGUUGUAUAUUUCUAUAAUGUUGGAGUUGCCUAGGAUGAAUCUGUAUUUCUUUAGUAAGUAUUAAACAAAACAAUAAAGAUUAUUUUUAAAGCCUA
Pteropus alecto (black flying fox) is the source of this 3307-nucleotide messenger RNA. RefSeq names its product toll like receptor 10 (gene TLR10). NCBI's taxonomy places the organism in Eukaryota, Metazoa, Chordata, Mammalia, Chiroptera, Pteropodidae. Gene Ontology annotation, molecular function: Toll-like receptor 2 binding; lipopeptide binding; transmembrane signaling receptor activity. Gene Ontology annotation, cellular component: membrane. The record is from RefSeq and is marked provisional. Gene Ontology annotation, biological process: cellular response to bacterial lipopeptide; inflammatory response; toll-like receptor signaling pathway.